UGGGGGCCGGGCCCCGCCGGAGUCGCCCGGGAAGGGGGUCCGGAGAAGGCGGGGGCACGCCCGCGAGCCGAGGGCCCCUUGGCCUCACUACCGCUGCUGGCCGCCCCGGAGCCGCGCUGCCGCACGCAUGGCCCGCCGCGGGGCCGAGUUCUGGUCCCCGCCUUUCCUAGCCUCUGGCUCCUCGGCGCUAUUGUCCAGGCCCGGGGAGCCCUGCCGCCCCAAUCGGGGCGCGCAGCGCUUCGCAGCUUCCCGCCCCGCCGCGCUAGGAACUCGGGGCGCCGGUCACUGCCCUGCUCCCGCCUCCGCCAUGAUCUCAGCCAAGCCGCUUCCCGCGCCGCCGCCGCCUCCUCAAGCCGCCGCCGCCAUGUUUUCCUUCCUUAUACCUGGCCCUGCCACCGCAGCCGGAGGUUGUGCUCCGCUCGUCUGCUUCAAAUGUCCGAAGCUGACGGGCGCCAGGUCCCGCUGCAACUGCUACCACUGCGCGGAAGACUCCGAGAGCUCCCAAGCACACGAGCGCUUCUGGCUACUGGGAGCCCCUAUCCCUCCGCCGCCGCCGCCGCCGCCUCUUCCGUCUUCCUCACCGAGCCAAAGCCGCCGCCAUCUUGGUUCGCCCCUCAAUAGUGGCGCGCGGGGCCACCCAGGCAGCGGCUGCAGGGGCGGCCCGUUGGCCCCACCAUUUAAAGAGACAGGAACGAAGCUCGCAUUCAGAUUUCCAACUAACACCUGAAUAAAUGUUACAGACAACACAUUGGCAACUGCUGUGGAACCAAGAACUAUUUACAUUAACCUGAAAUAGGAAUAGAACACUACUACUUCCAAAUUCCACUUACAAACCAGAGAGGUUGAUGUGAAUGAUGGAAAAAGCACGUGCUUCUGAGCAGGUUGAUCUGAUAUUGGACCCCACGUCUGAGGUCAGGGGUGGCGGCUGAGAGGAGUACCCCCACGUCCAAGGAGUGGUGGCUGCGUGGGCGCAGGAGGGCCGAGAAGAGCU
This is a messenger RNA of Capra hircus (goat), 991 nucleotides long. Its product is annotated as wiskott-Aldrich syndrome protein family member 1-like. NCBI's taxonomy places the organism in Eukaryota, Metazoa, Chordata, Mammalia, Artiodactyla, Bovidae. The transcript has 4 exons. Bases 128 to 727 code for a protein of 199 amino acids. The record is from RefSeq and is a predicted model, not a curated record.